AAAAUGGAGACUUAUGCUACUAAAAUUACGGGUUUGGCACGACUUAUACGCUCAUGCAAGAAACCGAUCAUCUUCACUGGUGCUGGACUAAGCACCAAUGCUGGGAUCCCUGACUAUCGAAGUGGUAUGGAUACCACUGUGAAAACCGGGCCUGGUAUUUGGAACUAUAAGGAUGAUGAUUCCUUCUGGGAUAGAGUCUUAGAAUCACGGAAGCGCACUCUUUUAUAGCUACUCCUUCCUACUCUCAUAUGGCAAUAGCAAAGCUCAUCGAGGAAGGACUUGUUGAACAUCUUAUUAGCCAGAAUGUUGAUGGUUUACAUGUGAAAAGCAGAGUCCCGCUGAGCAAGCUCACUGAACUUCACGGAAAUGUUUUUAGCGAGAGUUGCCAAAAAUGAGGAAGUGUUUACUAUCGAAAUUUUAGGACAAGGAUCCAAGAGGAUCGAACUCAUGACACUGGAAAGACUUGUGAUAAUGCCGCUUGUGGAGGAGAUCUUCAUGACACCUUGGUUCUAUUCGGAGAAUCAAUCCCAAGAUCUAAAUUGGAGCUAUCUUUGUACAAGGCUUAUCAUUCAGAGCUAUGCGUCUGUAUUGGUUCCUCACUGCUGGUUAAGCCAGCAGUAUCUUUUCCAAUGUUGGUUAAAAAGAGAGGAAAGUUAGCUAUUUUGAACAUGGACCCAACCCCUCUUGAUAAGAUUUCUGACGUGACAAUUCAUGAUAAUUGUGAUACAAUAAUGAAGUCUCUUAUGGAUGAACUAGGAAUAACGGUUCCUGACUAUAUACAAGAAAAUCGGAUUGAUAUCUUGAAGGGUGAUGAUUCUCUUGAAGUUAUUCCACAAGAUCUAAACCAUCGAAAAAUAAAGCAUGUAGAAUUACUUAUUUACGAUGAAAAAUCAGAUAUGACAACUGAAAAAUUGCCUUAUCGAUUUAAAUUUUCAUCAGAGACAUCGCAGUGACAACUCAGGUUACAUUUCAAAACUGGCUCUAAAACACCCCUAGAGAUCGAUUUCGAAAUCUCCCAACUCUCCCAUGGCCUAAACCCCGUAAUCUGCAAAUUCACCCCCUCCCACCACCCAAAAUCUCCCUCUCCAAGGCCUUGGACAGAAAUAAAAUUCCAAUAACUCCCAAAAAUCCUUCUUCA
Messenger RNA from Moneuplotes crassus, 1138 nucleotides. The record is from the annotation of a GenBank genome assembly. Lineage: Eukaryota; Ciliophora; Spirotrichea; Euplotida; Euplotidae.